GGAAGUGGAAAGGAGGGGGCCCUAGUACCCUGGUAGAUUUCCAGUUUGCUCCAGGUUUCCCUGCACCCGGGAGUCACCCCCAAAGCAAAGGCAGACUUUGCUAAGAGGGUGUUGGGGCGGAUGAGCUUUUAAAAAUACCUCCUUAAUAAUAAUUACGGUAUUCACUAAGCCCUUACUACGUGCCGAGCACCGGUCUGAGCGCCGGAGUGGAUACAAGCAGCGGGUGACACCUGGACUUCUCCGGACGCUGCGGUAGAGCUCCGCCCCAGGAUCCAGCCUCGUGCCCGCCGGCCUGCAUCGGGGGGCCGAAGUUCCCUCCUGGCAGUCGGCGGCUUGGGAAGGACGCGGUGGACGGAAGAAUGCCCGUGUGACCUUUCCCCGUCCCCUCCCUCGCCCCUGCGCGUCGGUGCCGCCCGGCCCGGCGCGGUAGGAUGUGGUGAGAGGAUGGGGGUUUUCCGGCGGGAGACUCACGAUGGCCAGGGAAGAUUCCGUCAAGUGCCUGCGCUGCCUGCUCUACGCCCUCAACAUGCUCUUUUGGGUGAUGUCCGUCAGCGUUUUGGCAGUGUCCGCUUGGAUGAGAGAUUACCUGAAUAACGUUCUGACAUUAACUGCCGAGACCAGGGUGGAAGAAGCUGUCAUUGUGACUUACUUUCCUGUGAUCCAUCCAGUCAUGAUUGCUGUCUGCUGUCUCCUUAUCAUUGUGGGGAUGUUAGGAUAUUGCGGAGCGGUGAAAAGAAAUUUGUUGCUUCUCGCAUGGUACUUCGGAAGUUUGCUCGUGAUUUUCUGUGUUGAACUCGCCUGUGGAGUUUGGACCUAUGAGCAGGAAGUCACGGCCCCUGUCCAGUGGUCAGAUAUGGUCUCCUUAAAAGCCAGGAUGACAAACUACGGUUUGCCUAGGUACCGGUGGUUGACUCAUGCUUGGAAUUUCUUUCAGAGAGAGUUCAAGUGCUGUGGAGUGGUGUAUUUCACCGACUGGCUGGAGAUGACCGAGCUGGACUGGCCCCCAGAUUCCUGCUGUGUGAGGGAGUUCCCGGGAUGUUCCAGGCAGGCACACGAUGAAGACCUCAGCGACCUUUAUCAAGAGGGCUGUGGGAAGAAGAUGUACACAUUCCUGAGGGGCACAAAGCAGCUGCAAGUGCUGCGAUUCUUGGGAAUCUCCAUUGGUGUGACCCAAAUCCUGGCUAUGAUCCUUACCAUUACCCUUCUCUGGGCACUGUACUACGACAGAAGGGACCGUGGGGCUGAGCAGAUGACGCCCUUGAAGGAAGAAGCCUCCCAGCACCUGUCCUGUCAUUCAGUAGAGCUGCUGAAACCAAACCUGACCAGGAUCUUCGAACACACAUCCGUGGCCCACAGCCUGAAUACGCACUUUGAAAUGGAGGAGCUGUAGACAACGCUGAAGAACAAAGCCGCCGAAAUGGGCGGAUCCAUCUCUGGCCUCGUCCUGCUUUCUGGGUCAUGGACUUUCAUCCAUCUGGGUGCGAUCCGUUAAUGGGUAGGAACGACUCAGAUUCAAGUGCUAGUUUAAAGGUCUGCUUUUCUUAAACGUGUUAAACAUCGUCGGAGGGAGACGGUCAAACCUGCCCAAUAUCCAUGAGGUAUUUCGUUUGUCAAACACUGAUUCAGUCACAUUCACUAAUUGGUAGGAGAGAGUAAUUGAAGCCACCCAUUCUGUGAUUUGUUCUCGGAAGCUUGAUACUAAACUUAUACAAAAGAUGGGUCAGUGAACAAAAUGGAAUGUUUACUGAAGUUGGGAAAUGGGCUUCACUGUUUUUUGCUAACCCAGUGCCUGCAAGCUAAUCAGGGAUCUAUGUGUAUAUAAGCAUGCGUGUCAGUCUGUAUAUUUUGGUAGCAUUCGGGCCCAGUAAAAUGUGCAGAUUGACAACCGUUGUGAAAAGGGCAAAAUGGUCUUUGGUACAGCACUUUCAGUUUAGCCUUUUCUUUGAAAGAUCUUUAAAAUGCUGUUCUUUAUAUUAUAUUAACUGAUAAGUGUUCAGUGAAAUGUUUAUUGUCACGUGUCAAGUCCCACAGGUAAUCAAUUAGCAUUAGCUUUCCUUUCCAAACCUUUAAUAAGGCAGUCGACACCUGUGAACCUAAGGCUGAAGCUUAAGAGGCUGAUUCUUUUCCAAAAUAGGAAUCAGUGAGAGACUGACACACUAAAAGGAGGUAGCAAUGCCUGGCUCGAAUCAAACCAACUAUAGAGGUUGAUAGAGCAAGCAAGUUAUGGAGGUAAGUUCUACAGGUUAAGUUCACUUUGUGAAGGGAGAAAAACAUUUUAGAUUUAAUUUCUUCAAUAAACGCUCCCAGGGUGUUUAUUAGAGUUAUGAAGUUUCUAAAAAAGUUGAAUAUAUUUAUUUUCAAUGGGAAAAGUGCAUUUUACUGUAUUUUGUAUACUAUGUUUAUUUUAUAGGAUAUUUGAAAGAAAAUUAAAUGGCUGUCAAUAACUUUUCUAGAGGGGUCAUUUGGGUUUGCAAGUUUUUCAAUCAUAUCAACUGCUUUGACAUUUUUCCAUUUGAGGAGAGAAAAUGAAGUUGUGAAAUAGCUUUUGUGACUUCCUGAACAGCCUUACUGAUGUAUGCCUUAUUUCUCAUGAAACUUCAAGGUAACUGUCCUUUCUUUUGAAAUUUGAUUCUGUGGGUGAAGCUUCCCUAAAUGCUUUAGAGCCAAGCCAAAAAGAACAGAAACUGAAUUUCAAGGACUCUGGCUCAGUUUUCUCAUUAAAAGUGCUUUUUGGA
Messenger RNA from Ornithorhynchus anatinus (platypus), 2735 nucleotides. RefSeq names its product tetraspanin 12 (gene TSPAN12). Gene Ontology annotation, cellular component: membrane. NCBI's taxonomy places the organism in Eukaryota, Metazoa, Chordata, Mammalia, Monotremata, Ornithorhynchidae. The transcript is spliced from 8 exons. The record is from RefSeq and is a predicted model, not a curated record. Bases 473 to 1390 code for a protein of 305 amino acids.